AUGGACACCCUAGGCGCCGCGCUGGCGCCGCUCGCCCUCGCCGACGCCGCGGACACGCCGCACGACCCAGGGUCCGCAUGCGGAAGCCCAUGCUCCGUCGCCAGCGACUGCAGCAGCGUCGCAUCGGCCGACUUCGACGGCCUCCUCUCCCCCUCCGCCGCCUCAUCCUCCGCGGGCCCGCCCUCGCUCCUCUCCGACGACCUGCCCGCGGCCGCCACCGAUUCCAGCCCCGCCUGCGGCAGGAGCGUCUUCGCCCUCGACUCCCCGCCGCGCUGGGGGCUCGAGUCCGUCCAGGGCCGCCGCCCGGAGAUGGAGGACGCCGCCGCCGUCGUCCCGCGCUUCCACCGCAUCCCGCUCUGGAUGGUCGCCGCCGACGCCGACGGCCUCGACCGCGCGUCCUUCCGCCUGCCCGCGCACUUCUUCGCGGUCUACGACGGCCACGGCGGCGCCCAGGUCGCCCACUACUGCCGGGACAGGCUCCACGCCGCGCUCGCCGAGGACCUGCGCGCCGCCGAGGAGCGCGGCGCCUGCGGCGGAGACGACUUCAGCUCCCUCGAAUACUCCAAGAAGCGGUGGGAGAAGGCGUUCGUGGACUGCUUCUGCCGCGUCGACGCGGAGGUCGGAGCGCGGCCCGUGGCUCCGGACGCGGUCGGGUCGACGGCGGUGGUCGCAUUGGUAUGCUCGUCGCACGUCGUCGUCGCCAACUGCGGGGACUCGCGAGCCGUGCUCUGCCGGGGCAAGGAGCCAUUGCCCCUGUCUCUGGAUCACAAGCCAAACCGAGAAGACGAGUACGAGAGGAUCGAGGCCCUAGGCGGCAAGGUCAUUCAGUGGAAUGGGUAUCGAGUUUUGGGUGUUCUUGCCAUGUCGCGCUCCAUUGGGGACAGAUACCUGAAGCCUUACAUAAUCCCCGUCCCCGAGGUCACACUUGUUGCUCGUGCAAGAAACGAUGAGUGCCUCAUCCUCGCGAGCGAUGGCCUCUGGGACGUGCUAUCCAACGAAGAGGUCUGUGAUGCUGCCCGCAAGCGGAUACUGCUGUGGCACAAGAAGAACGCCACAUCAUCGCCCUCCUCCUCUGCUGUCGCCCGAGGAAGCUGCGACGACGGUGGCUCGCCGGACCCUGCCGCACAGGCGGCCGCCGAGUACCUGUCCAAGCUUGCCCUUCAGAAGGGGAGCAAGGACAACAUCACCGUCCUCGUGGUCGACCUCAAGGUGCACAGGCGGUUCAGGAGCAAAAACCUGCCGAUAACAACAGAUGGUAGUGGAUAGGAACUCAAAACCUAACGACGGUGACAGUGGAUAGGUUUUAAGAUAAGAAACAGUAACACCUGCACCUGUGACUACAUAUACCAAGUCUGAUUCAGGAACCUGGGAUUUCAGGGUUCUAGAUCUGAUGAAACAUGACUCUUGUACAUGUAGCAGUAGUACAUAAUUUGGGUUUCUGGCUGUCAA
Messenger RNA from Lolium rigidum, 1449 nucleotides. RefSeq names its product protein phosphatase 2C 53-like. Bases 1 to 1266 code for a protein of 421 amino acids. Lineage: Eukaryota; Viridiplantae; Streptophyta; Magnoliopsida; Poales; Poaceae. The record is from RefSeq and is a predicted model, not a curated record. Gene Ontology annotation, biological process: protein dephosphorylation. The transcript has 3 exons. Gene Ontology annotation, molecular function: cation binding; protein serine/threonine phosphatase activity.